CCGAUCGCCGUCAUGGCUCCGGGUCCCGCUGUGCACGCUGCUCCUGCUACUGGCGCCGCUCCUGCUGGGCGCUGCGCAAGGCGUCCAUGCGGAGCUCAUCUGGAAGUCUCUCACUGGCCACUGUCCUUUCUAAAGAAGUCACUUGCCUUCCCGAGUCCGCCUGCCCUGGGCUGCUGGGGACUCUCUGGGAGCUGAGAGAAUGGUACUCUUCAGGCAGCUGUCCCUGGGUUCCAAGGCUGCCCUGGCUGCAGCCACUGUCUUCGUGUCCAUGAUCCUCUCCCGCUCCUUUCUGGCUGAGACUCUCGAGCUCCGGGCCUGGCGCUGGCUGUUCCGCCUGCAGCUGGCCCUGUUUGUCAACUCCCUCAUGCUCAUUGGUUCCUUGUACAUCUGGCGGAGCACGGUGAGCAGCCUCAGCCAAUCCCCUGCCGUGGAAUCCACCUGUUUCCAGCUUUGGAAGCUGGUUGUCGUGGCAUUUCUGGCCCUGGCACAUUCCAGUUUCUUCACCAUGCUCUUCCUGGUGGCCGAGGAACCCUAUGUGUUUUCCUUAGCAGCCUACUCCUGCCUGGGUGCUUACAUUAUUAUGGUUUUCUUCCUUUGUAUCUUGAACGCCAUGGAGCAGGCCUACCAGUUCUUAGCCUGGCGCACCGGUAGGGUGGUGGGCAGCCUUGACAAGACAAGGCACCUGGUGCUCAGGCCUGCCCUGGCGGUGGCAGUGACAGCCGUACUCAGUACCAUUGGCCUUCUGAAUGCUGCCCAGCCCCCAGUGGUGAAAACCGUGGAGGUGCCCAUCCAUCAGCUACCCGCCUCUAUGAAUAACCUCAAGAUUGUGCUCCUUUCGGACAUUCACUUGGGGCCCACGGUGGGCAGAACCAAGAUGGAGAUGUUUGUGAGGAUGGUGAACAGGCUAGAGCCCGACAUCACCGUGAUCGUGGGUGACCUCUCCGAUUCGGAGGCCUCCACCCUGCGGACGGCAGUUGCUCCUUUGGGCCAGCUCCGUGCCCGUCUGGGCACCUACUUCGUCACGGGGAAUCACGAAUACUACACGUCGGAUGUCAGCAACUGGUUCGCACUGCUAGAAUCCUUGCAUGUCCGACCUCUGCAUAACGAGAACGUGAAGAUUUCUGCCCCCAGGGACCAGGACGGUGGUGGGGCUGAUAAAGAGUGGGUCUGCCUGGCGGGCGUGGAUGACAUAGAAGCGGACAUCCUUCACUACGCCGGCCACGGCAUGGACCUUGACAAAGCUCUGGAGGGCUGCAGCCCAGACAGCGCCACCAUCUUGCUGGCUCACCAGCCUCUGGCUGCCAAGAGAGCCCUCCAGGCUCGGCCAGAUAUAAACUUAAUUCUUUCUGGGCACACUCACGCCGGGCAGAUCUUCCCCUGGAAUGUCGCAGCCUAUCUCCUGAACCCUUUCUUUGCUGGACUCUACCAAGUAGGCCAGGCUACAUUUGUGUAUGUCAGUCCAGGCACAGCCUACUAUGGGAUACCCAUGAGGUUGGGGAGCAGGGCGGAAAUCACAGAACUCAUCCUGUGGCGGGCUCCCUAAGCCUGCCUCAGUGGUCCUGCCCUGUCUUGUCCUUACCCAACACCUUUGUCCAUCUCCUGCUCCAGUCUAGCCCUGCCAGAACCCUUCGGCCACAGCCUGCUGGGAACAGCGACUUGCAAGGGAACCACCCGGCUGCCUGACAAGUUCAGGCUGAUUAAACUCUUCAGAUAAUCA
Molecule: messenger RNA, 1717 nt
Organism: Peromyscus leucopus (white-footed mouse)
Lineage: Eukaryota; Metazoa; Chordata; Mammalia; Rodentia; Cricetidae
Gene: Tmppe
Product: transmembrane protein with metallophosphoesterase domain
Exons: 2
Coding region: 200-1543 (447 amino acids)
Molecular function (GO): hydrolase activity
Source: RefSeq, a predicted model, not a curated record